Molecule: messenger RNA, 4359 nt
Organism: Talaromyces amestolkiae
Lineage: Eukaryota; Fungi; Ascomycota; Eurotiomycetes; Eurotiales; Trichocomaceae
Exons: 3
Coding region: 1-4359 (1452 amino acids)
Biological process (GO): protein import into peroxisome matrix
Cellular component (GO): cytosol; peroxisomal membrane
Molecular function (GO): ATP hydrolysis activity; ATP binding
Source: RefSeq, a predicted model, not a curated record
AUGGCAACAGAGGCCGCUCCCGCGGCUCCUGCUCAUAAACAUCGCAGAAUGAGGAAGCGUGUUAGAGCUCGGUCUCCAAUCACAGGACGUCUGCUGCUGGACAAUCAUCUGCGUGGAGAUACUGCUGUGUUGUCCGACGACCUCGUCACCGACUUGUUUCCCAACGUCAAUCUGACAGAAGCCGGACUGAAUAAAGACCCAAACCAAGGAACCCUGUAUAUUGCGAUAUCCCCGUUUACGCCGCAAUAUCAUUCUAUAGACGACGUCCCAUGGACCAUUAUACCUGCUCGAGUACAACCGACCGAAAAGUCGCAAGUCGCCCCGAUUUCGCAUUCCACCGUGCUCUUCCCGGCCUCGGCAAAUUAUCUACAGUCGUUCCUUCAGACCUUGGGCAAGCUCGACCCUACACGUCAUAUACAAUCGUUACGGCCUCUGGAGAUUCGAAUUUUAGACGUCGCUCCGCUCCAUCUUGAAACCAUCUACGUUACAGUAGAGCGAAACCUGUUGCGAAAUCUAGAUGAUGUGCAAAGCAAGUUUGGCGGGGGUUUCAAUGGCCAGGCGCAUGGUAUCAAUGGAUCGUGGCCGAGAGGCAAAGCAAUGGAGGUCAAGCGCUACACAAAGAAAGCAGCCGCCGAAGCUGAAGAGCGACUGACUGCUGCGGUACGUGAGGCCCUGUCCAACCAAAAGGUUGUCCACGUUGGAGACAUUUUGCCGCUUCCAUUGCCCUCGCAUCCUAUAACUCACGUUCCUCCUCCGCCGGCGAAAAUCACCUUCUGCGAGCCUGUUGCGCAGGGAUUAUUGCUUCCUUCUACCAAAAUCAUACUCGUGCAAUCUCGCCCUCAUGGAGCCCGCCCUCAUAAAGGCUACACGCUGUCAGGGGCGAACUUGCUAAAAGGGGCUGUGGAGGAGGAGGCGGAUGAUACUGCAAAUGAGCAAUUCUUCUCAGCCGCUGAAGAUCGCGCUUUGGAAACGGAAAUGGAAAGCACGACUCCGCCAGAUGAUUCCGAGACCGACGCAUCUACAACCAGCGACCAUGAUUCUUCAGACGAUUCCCUCGACGACAUGAUUUCAUUAGCCGCUCCACAACUACCGCAGCAACCCUCAGGCGUCAUGUCGGCUAUGUCUUCUAUGACUCCACGGGCAGGUGGCCGCCGCAUGGACGGUACCCACACACCAGGCUCCGUUAUUUCCACCUUUACCUCAGGUACUGCCCGUCCUGGGCGCAUGGGGGGUAAGACAUUCAAGGCUGAAGGUCUACUGAAUCGAGUUCCAGUGGACUUGCUACAUCCGAAACCCAAAGAUGAGGAUGAUACAGAUGCUUUUAUCUACGUUGACAUCAAUACACUGGUCAAAGUUGGCUGUUUCUCAGGUGACUGGGUCCGUAUCGAGGGAACAGAAGAGCCCUCCUCGAACCCCUUUGCGUCUCUGGCUAUUGGAAGCUUAGGCCUUGGAGAUGAAGAUUCUGGCAACUGGCGAGCUGUUCGCGUGUACGGAAUAUCCGGUUUACCGUCGCCAAAGCCGCGUUACGCAGUGGGUGGAGCCUCAGACCGACGAUCGAGCGUUUCUCAACUACCUGGGCAACGCCUCACCCCGGCUGUCUUCGUACCUCCUAUACUUCUUAGCAAUCUCGAUAAUCCCAAAUACGUGAAACUUUCUCCUCUGCCAUUCGCACCCGCGCAUACAUCUACUCGAGCAGGAGUACACCAACCCUCCAAGUCAACUUCUAGCAAGGCUCCGCCAGUCGCUAAGGAAGUGACUCUUUUAAAAAUUUCUACUCCGUUAUCCUCCGAUCGAUCGAUCCAGCCAGCUUUAUUUGCUGGUUUACGGCGCUAUUUUGAAUCCAAGAAACGACUUGUCAAAAGCGGUGACCUUGUUGGAAUAAGCGUCGACGAAGGGUUGGGUCGAGUUGUUUACUCCGCGACAAAGACCGAAGGCGGAACCGAAGAUGAUUUGACUUCAAAGCUUGGUUUCGUCGCUGAUACUGCCCCCGAGGAAAGUGCAUCUCGAAAAGUUGGUGUGGCUUGGUUCAAAGUUGGCCAGGUGAUUGCACCCCCUUCUGAAGAUCAAGAUGGAGAGGACCAAUGGGGCGGCGUAGCCCUGAUAGAUUCGUCAAGCACACGAAUGGCGCAGGCUGGCAGUCUGAUCAGCAGGAUUCCAGGAACUUUGAGAAGUGGAUGGGAAUAUUGGCUGGGAGUCAAGCGUCUUCCUAGAGCACACAGCGAUGUACCCCAAUCGCAUGGUAUCGUGACCGAGCUACCGAAAUUUUUUACUUCUCCAAUUCAGAAUAGGGUCAGAGAGUUGAUUACUGCUGCGACGAGUCCUCGUGCUAUACAACUAGGGAUGCCUCCUGUUGUCAUUCUUCUGACGUCGACCCAAAGACAUAUUGGAAAGACAACGUUGGCCUCACGUGCAUGCGCAGAAAUCGGUCUCCACGCAUUUACUCUAGAUGCAUAUGAUAUACUAACAGAAGGCGGUGCCAAUGGCGGCGAUGUCAAGACCGAGGCAUAUAUGAAAGCCCGGGCGGACAGAGCAUUCGCUUGUGGUCCCCAUUCCACAGCUUUAAUCAUACAACAUAUCGACGUGCUCACGGCUGACAGAAUCGUGACUGCUAUGAAGGAGAUCGUUUCAGAAUCUCGCGUGAUCAUUGCAACUACAACUGAUGUGGAUAAGAUACCGGAGGGAAUUCGGAGUCUUUUUACGCACGAGCUGGAAAUGACUGCGCCUGAAGAAAAGGAGCGAGAGGGUAUCCUGCAUAAUGCAGUUAUCGAUCUUAGUGUUAAGAUUGCUCCAGAUGUGGAUCUUGCAGCGGUUGCCGUGAAGACGGCCGCGCUCGUCGCGGGCGACUUGGUUGACGUCGUCGAACGCGCUUCUCUCGCAAAGCUUGACCGUCUUGAAAAGCUCACUCGAGCAGCAAAUGGAGCAGUGACGCUGCGUGAUGUACAGCUAGCUGGUGGUGAUGCAGCACGAUGCGUUACCAAAACCGACUUUGAUCUGGCAGUUGAUGCUGCCAGAAAGAAUUUUGCCGACUCAAUCGGGGCGCCCAAAAUUCCCAACGUCACUUGGGACGAUGUUGGCGGUCUUAGCAAUGUCAAAGAUGCUGUCAUGGAGACUAUACAGCUUCCUCUGGAGCGGCCGGAACUGUUCGCCAAGGGUAUGAAGAAACGAAGCGGUAUCUUGUUUUAUGGACCUCCUGGAACCGGCAAAACUCUUCUAGCCAAGGCUAUUGCGACUGAAUUCUCAUUGAACUUCUUCUCUGUCAAAGGACCCGAAUUGUUGAAUAUGUAUAUUGGUGAGUCUGAGGCUAAUGUCCGCAGAGUGUUCCAGCGAGCUCGGGAUGCCCGUCCAUGUGUCGUCUUCUUCGACGAGUUGGAUUCAGUAGCGCCUAAGAGAGGAAAUCAAGGUGACAGCGGUGGUGUUAUGGAUCGAAUUGUCAGUCAGCUGCUUGCAGAACUAGACGGUAUGAGUGGCGGGGACGAAAAUGGUGGUGGUGUAUUCGUCAUCGGUGCUACCAAUCGGCCGGAUCUACUGGACGCUGCCUUACUACGCCCAGGUCGUUUUGACAAGAUGAUUUACUUGGGUAUCUCCGAUACACACGAUAAACAGACGAAGAUUCUUGAGGCUUUGACACGAAAAUUUACUCUCAAUCCGGAUGUGUCGCUCGCGCGCGUCGCCGAGCGAUUGCCAUUUACAUAUACUGGUGCCGACUUGUACGCUCUCUGUUCUGAUGCAAUGCUAAAGGCCAUCACUCGACAAGCCACGGCUGUCGAUGACAAGAUCAAGGCGCUACCUGAUGGGCCAGUCAGUACUGCAUACUACUUUGACCAUCUUGCCACGCCGGAGGAUAUCAAUGUUAUGGUGACGGAAGACGACUUUUUGAAUGCUCAGAAUGAGCUUGUCGCUAGUGUCAGUGCCAAGGAACUCGAGCAUUUCGAGCGCAUCCGUCAAUCAUUCGAAUCAUCCACUACCAAAGAAACAGAAUCAUCUCAGCCACGCACCAUCGCUGAUGCGAUUGAAGGCCUCAGCUUGGGCGGCGAGAUUGUCGCGAACGGGGGUCCUGUCAUGAAUGGUGACAACAAUCAUAUCCACAAAGGCAUGGGCUCAAGACAAUCCAGCAACAAUACCAAAGGCAAGAGUGGUCGCAUAAUGCUAUCCGGCAGCGGCAAGGGCAAAGUUAAGCCGACCAUCAACGGCGGGGGAGACUCUGAUUCCUCAUUUGACGGGUAUCAGCCUAGUCUACGAAGUGAGAGCACUCACUCACGGAAUUAUGAUGUUGGCGAAGAGGCAGAUGUCGAUGGCAUGGAAGACGGAGAUGCGGAUGAUUACCUUGUGAAAACGGACCAUCUGGCUCAUGGUGAUUGA